CUAUCUGGUCCCGGCAGCAGCGAUGUCCCCCGGCAGGAAUGUCCCUCCUCAGAUAAUGUUAUUUAUAUCUCUGGGCGGGUCCGCGGCUCCGCAGCACCAGGCGCCCGCCGGCCGCUGUGCCAGGAGCCCCGCGCUGCCCUCUUUCCCCUGCGCCGCCGCCGCCCCCGGGCUCGGGGUGGCCGCCGCUCCGGUCCCCGCGCAGGGACCCUUCUUCCAUGAAGACUGAGGCAAGCAUAGUAGCCGCUGAACAGAGCCUGCUGACAUGACGUCGGCCACGGAGUUUGAAAACGUGAGCAGCCAGCCACCGUACAGCCGGAUCAAUGCCCGGUGGGAUGCCCCGGACGACGAGCUGGAUAAUGACAACAGCUCGGCCAGGCUCUUUGAGAGGUCCCGGAUCAAGGCACUGGCAGAUGAGCGAGAAGUCGUGCAGAAGAAGACCUUCACGAAGUGGGUUAACUCCCACCUGGCUCGAGUGUCCUGCCGCAUCAGCGAUCUCUACAAGGACCUGCGGGAUGGGCGGAUGCUCAUCAAGCUGCUGGAGGUGCUCUCAGGAGAGAUGCUGCCAAGGCCCACCAAGGGGAAGAUGCGCAUCCACUGCCUGGAGAACGUGGACAAGGCCCUGCAGUUCCUCAAGGAGCAGCGCGUGCACCUGGAGAACAUGGGUUCCCACGACAUUGUGGAUGGCAACCACCGCCUGGUCCUGGGCCUCAUCUGGACCAUCAUCCUCCGCUUCCAGAUUCAGGACAUUGUUGUCCAAACUCAGGAGGGCCGUGAGACACGCUCAGCCAAGGAUGCGCUGUUGUUGUGGUGCCAGAUGAAAACAGCAGGCUACCCCCAUGUCAACAUCACCAACUUCACCUCCAGCUGGAAGGAUGGCUUGGCCUUUAACGCCCUGAUACACAAGCACCGGCCUGACCUCAUCGACUUUGACAAGUUGAAAGACUCCAAUGCCCGGCACAACCUGGAACACGCAUUUGACGUGGCUGAGCGCCAGCUGGGCAUCAUCCCACUCCUCGACCCUGAAGAUGUCUUCACAGAAAACCCUGAUGAAAAAUCCAUCAUCACCUACGUGGUGGCAUUUUACCACUACUUCUCCAAGAUGAAGGUGCUGGCGGUGGAGGGCAAACGUGUCGGCAAGGUCAUCGACCACGCCAUUGAGACUGAGAAGAUGAUUGAAAAGUACAGUGGGCUAGCCUCGGACCUGCUCACCUGGAUCGAACAGACCAUCAUCGUGCUGAACAGCCGCAAGUUCGCCAACUCGCUGACGGGUGUCCAGCAGCAGCUGCAGGCCUUCAGCACCUACCGCACUGUGGAGAAGCCACCCAAAUUUCAAGAGAAGGGGAAUUUGGAAGUCCUACUUUUUACCAUCCAGUCCCGGAUGCGAGCCAACAAUCAGAAAGUGUACAUACCACAUGACGGGAAACUAGUGUCUGACAUCAACCGGGCCUGGGAGAGCCUGGAGGAGGCUGAGUACCAGCGGGAGCUGGCCCUGAGGAGCGAGCUCAUCCGCCAGGAGAAGCUGGAGCAGCUGGCCCGGCGCUUUGACAGGAAGGCCGCCAUGAGAGAGACAUGGCUCAAUGAGAACCAGCGCCUUGUGACACAGGAUAAUUUCGGGUAUGACCUGGCAGCUGUGGAGGCCGCCAAGAAGAAGCAUGAAGCCAUCGAGACGGACACUGCCGCCUAUGAGGAGCGGGUGAAGGCCCUAGAGGACCUGGCCCAGGAGCUGGAGAAGGAGAAUUACCACGACCAGAAGCGCAUCAUGGCCCGCAAGGACAAUAUCCUGCGCCUGUGGAGCUACCUGCAGGAGCUGCUGCGGUCCCGGCGACAGAGGCUUGAGAGCACUCUGGAGCUGCAGAAGCUCUUCCAGGAUAUGCUGCACAGCAUCGACUGGAUGGAUGAGAUCAAGGCUCACCUCCUGUCUGCCGAGUUUGGUAAGCACCUGUUGGAGGCUGAGGACUUGCUCCAAAAGCACAAGUUGAUGGAAGCUGACAUUGCCAUCCAAGGGGACAAAGUGAAGGCCAUCACUGCAGCCACCGUGCCAUUCAUUGAGAGCACAGGGUACCAACCUUGUGACCCCCAGGUCAUACAGGACCGAGUCAGCCACCUCCAGCAGUGCUUUGGGGAGCUGAGUGACAUGGCGGCCGGGCGGAAGGCCCAGCUGGAGCAGUCAAAGAGGCUCUGGAAGUUCUUCUGGGAGAUGGAUGAGGCCGAGAGCUGGAUCAAGGAGAAGGAGCAGAUCUACUCCUCCUUGGACUAUGGCAGGGACCUGACCAGCGUGCUCAUCUUGCAGCGCAAGCACAAGGCCUUUGAGGACGAGCUCCGGGGGCUGGAUGCCCACCUGGAGCAGAUCUUCCAGGAGGCUGAGAGCAUGGUUGUGCGCAAGCAGUUUGGGCACCCACAGAUCGAGGCCCGUGUCAAGGAGGUGUUGGCCCAGUGGCAACAGCUGAAGGAGCUGGCUGCCUUUCGCAAGAAGAACCUCCAAGACGCGGAAAACUUCUUCCAGUUCCAGGGUGAUGCAGAUGACCUGAAGGCCUGGCUACAAGAUGCCCACCGGCUACUCUCAGGUGAAGAUGUGGGGCAGGAUGAAGGAGCCACUCGGGCCCUGGAGAAGAAGCACAGGGACUUUCUGGAGGAGCUGGAGGAGAGCCAUGGAGUGAUGGAGCAUUUGGAACAGCAGGCCCAGGGCUUCCCUGAAGAGUUCCGGGAUUCCCCGGAUGUAACCAAUCGGCUGCAGGCCCUCCGAGAGCUCUACCAGCAGGUGGUGGCCCAGGCGGACUUGCGUCGACAGAGGCUGCAGGAAGCCCUGGACCUGUACACGGUGUUUGGGGAAUCAGACGCCUGCCAGCUGUGGAUGAGGGAGAAGGAGAAGUGGCUGGCCCAGAUGGACAUCCCAGACACCCUGGAGGACCUGGACGUUGUGCAGCACAGGUUUGACAUCCUUGACCAGGAGGUGAAGACUUUGAAGGCUCAGAUUGAUGGCGUGAACCUCGCUGCUAACAACCUCAUGGAGAGUGGCCACCCCCGCAGCAGAGAGGUGAAGAAGUACCAGGACACCCUGAACACCAGGUGGCAGGCCUUCCAGGACUUAGUGUCACAGCAGAGGGAGGCAGUGGACUCGGCCCUCCGGGUGCACAACUACUGUGUGGACUGCGAGGAGACCAGCAAGUGGAUAUCGGACAAGACAGUAGUUGUGGAGUCUAUAAAGGACCUGGGACAGGACCUGGCCCGCAUCAUCACCAUCCAGAGGAAGCUGUCAGGGUUGGAACGUGAUGUGGCUGCCAUCCAGGACCGAGUGGGGGCCUUGAAGCAUGAGUCACAGCAGCUGAUGGAGUCACACCCUGAGCAGAGGGACAACAUUGGCCAGCGGUAUGCAGAUGUUGAGAAGCUGUGGGAAAAAUUGCAAGAAGCCCUGAAGGACCAGGAGGCCUCCCUGGGUGAAGCCAGCAAGCUGCAGGCCUUCCUGCAGGAUCUGGAUGAAUUCCAGGCCUGGCUGUCCAUGGCCCAGAAGGCUGUGGCCUCCGAAGACAUGCCUGAGUCACUCCCGGAGGCCGAGCAGCUCCUGCAGCAGCACGCAGCCCUCAAGGAUGAGAUUGACAGUCAUCAGGAAAGCUACCAGCAGAUCAAGGCCUCUGGGGAGAAAGUGAUCAAACAGUUCAUACAGCAGCAUGCAGCCAUCAAGCAGGAGAUUGACAGUCACCAAGAGGGCUACCAGCAGCUCAAGGCCUCUGGGGAGGAGGCAACCGAAGGCGAGAAGUAUCCAGAGUACCAGCUCCUGGGCCAGCGGCUGGAGGGCCUUGGUACUGGCUGGGAUGCCCUGUACCGGAUGUGGGAGAGUCGUGGCCACUCUCUCCGACAGUGCCGUGGCUUCCAGGAGUUCCAGAAAGAUGCCAAGCAAGCAGAAGCCAUCCUCAGCAACCAGGAAUAUACUCUGGCUCAUGUGGAGCCCCCAGAUUCCCUAGCAGCUGCUGAGGCCGGCAUCCGGAAGUUUGAGGAUUUCUUGAUGUCUAUGGAGAACAACAAGGAUAAGGUCUUGAGUCCUGUGGACUCUGGAAACAAGUUGGUAGCUGAGGGAAACCUGUACUUGGACAAGAUCAAGGAGAAGGUGCAGCUGAUAGAGGACAGGCACCAGAAGAACAACCAGAGGGCCCAGGAGGCCACAGUUCUCCUGAAAGACAACCUGGAGCUGCAGAACUUCCUCCAGAACUGCCAGGAGCUCACUCUCUGGAUCAAUGACAAGCUGCUGACGUCUCUGGAUGUCUCCUAUGAUGAAACACGCAACCUUCACAACAAAUGGCUGAAGCACCAGGCGUUUCUGGCCGAGCUGGCUUCACACCAAGGGUGGCUCGAGAACAUUGAUGCAGAAGGGAAGCAGCUGAUGGAGGAGAAGCCCUGGUUCAAGCAAAAGGUGUCUGAGAGGCUAGAAGCCUUGCACCGGCUCUGGGAUGAGCUGCAGGACACAACCAAGAAGAUGACCCAAGAACUCUCCAAGGCCAGGAGCUCUGACCUGCGCUCACAGACUGAAGCUGACCUCAACAAAUGGAUCAGCGCCAUGGAAGACCAACUGCGAUCAGAUGACCUGGGCAAGGACCUGACCAGUGUCAACCGGAUGUUAGCUAAGUUGAAGCGAGUGGAGGACCAAGUGAAUGUGCGUAAGGAAGAGCUGGAGGAGCUGUUUACCUCGUUGGGAGAAGAUGCAGACCUGAGUGUCGAGAAGCGGUUCCUGGACCUUCUGGAACCACUGGGGAGGAGGAAGAAGCAGCUAGAAUUAUCCAGAGCCAAGCUGCAGAUCAGCCGGGACUUAGAGGAUGAGACGCUCUGGGUGGAGGAGAGGCUGCCACUGGCCCAGUCCGAUGACUAUGGCACUAACCUGCAGACCGUUCAGCUGUUCAUGAAGAAGAACCAGACACUGCAGAAUGAGGUCCAGGGCCAUGCACCGCGGGUGGACAAUGUGCUGCAGCGAGGGGAGCAGUUGGUGGUGGCGGCUGAGACAGACCUGCAGGACAUCGAGGCACGCCUGGGACACCUGCAGGCCUCCUGGGACACGCUGCGGCAGGCAGCAGUGGGGCGGGGGCAGCGCCUGCGGGACGCCCACGAGGCACAGCAGUACUACCUGGAUGCGGAUGAGGCUGAAGCCUGGAUCAGUGAGCAGGAGCUCUACAUCUUCUCCGACGAGGCCCCUCAGGAUGAAGAGGGCGCCAUUGUGUUGCUGAAACGGCACCUGCGGCUGCAGCGCACAGUGGAGGAGUAUGGGAGGAACAUCAAGCAGCUGGCUGGGCGGGCCCAGAGCCUGCUGGCUGUCGGCCACCCUGAGGGAGAGCAGAUUAUCAGACAUCAGGGCCAGGUGGACAAGCAGUAUGCGGGGCUGAAGGACAUGGCCGAAGAACGCAGGCGCAAGCUGGAGAACAUGUAUCACCUGUUCCAGCUGAAGAGGGAGGCUGAUGACCUGGAACAGUGGAUCAUAGAAAAGGAGAAGGUGGCUUCUGACCAGGAGAUGGGCCAGGACUUUGACCAUGUGACUAUGCUCAGAGAUAAGUUCCGAGACUUUGCCCGGGAGACUGGGGCCAUCGGGCAGGAGCGGGUGGACAACGUGAAUGCCAUCAUCGAGCGGCUCAUCGAUGCUGGCCACAGCGAGGCGGCCACCAUCGCCGAGUGGAAGGAUGGGCUGAACGACAUGUGGGCGGACCUGCUGGAGCUCAUCGACACACGCAUGCAGCUGCUGGCAGCCUCCUACGACCUACACCGCUACUUCUACACGGGUGCCGAGAUCCUAGGCCUCAUCGACGAGAAGCACCGGGAGCUGCCUGAGGACGUGGGGCUAGAUGCCAGCACGGCCGAGUCCUUCCACCGUGUGCACACGGCCUUCGAGCGGGAGCUCCAUCUGCUGGGCGUUCAGGUACAGCAGUUCCAGGAUGUGGCCACACGCUUGCAGACGGCAUAUGCCGGGGAGAAGGCAGAUGCCAUCCAGAGCAAGGAGCAGGAGGUGUCUGCUGCCUGGCAGGUGCUGCUCGAUGCCUGUGCCGGGCGCCGGACACAGCUAGUGGACACAGCAGACAAAUUCCGCUUCUUCAGCAUGGUCCGCGACCUCCUCUCCUGGAUGGAGAGCAUCAUCCGGCAGAUCGAGACCCAGGAGAAGCCCAGGGAUGUCUCAUCGGUGGAACUGCUCUUGAAGUAUCACCAGGGCAUCAAGGCAGAGAUCAACACCCGGGCCAAGAACUUCAACACCUGCCUGGAGCUCGGGGAGUCGCUGCUGCAGCGGCAGCACCAGGCCUCGGAUGAGGUCCGGGAGAAACUGCAGCAGAUGAUGGCCAAGCGACUAGAGAUGGACAAGAAGUGGGAGGACCGCAAUGACCGGCUCCGCAUGUUGCUGGAGGUGUGCCAGUUCUCGAGGGAUGCCUCUGUGGCUGAAGCGUGGCUGAUCGCCCAGGAGCCCUACCUGGCCAGCAGGGACUACGGGCACACAGUGGACAGCGUGGAGAAGCUGAUCAGGAGGCAUGAGGCUUUCGAGAAAUCCACAGCCACCUGGGCAGAGCGCUUCGCUGCCCUGGAGAAACCCACCACGCUUGAGCUUAAAGAACAAUACCAGUCCCCAGAGAGACCCACGGAGGAGCCGGGGCCUCAAGAGGAGGAAGGCGAGACAGCAGGGGAGGCCUACCGUGCAACCACCACCGAGAGAACAUCCCCGGGGGAAGAAGAGCCGUCAUGGCCUCCGGACCUGCAGCCACCACCCCUGCCAGGGAAGCAUGAGGACAGGCAGCAGGACAAGUCCAGUGGGGAUGACAGGCCCACCACAGAGCCCCUCUUUAAGGUCCUGGACACACCUCUGAGUGAGGGUGAUGAGCCCACAACACUGCCGGCCCAGCUGGACCACGGGCACAGCGUGCAGAUGGAAGGCUACCUGGGCCGAAAGCAUGACCUGGAGGGGCCCAACAAGAAGGCGUCCAACAGGUCCUGGAACAACCUCUACUGCGUGCUCAGGAACAGUGAGCUGACCUUCUACAAGGACACCAAGAACCUGGCUCUGGGGGUGCCCUACCACGGGGAGGAGCCCCUGGCCCUGCGACAUGCCAUCUGCGAGGUCGCUGUCAGCUACAAAAAGAAGAAGCACGUCUUCAAGCUGAGGCUGAGCAAUGGCAGUCAGUGGCUCUUCCACGGCAAGGACGAGGUAAGUGCAGGGGCCCAGCCCGACACAGGGGCAGGUGGAGACCCCGCCCGGGGUGGUGCUGACUCUGCAGCCCCACAGGAGGAGAUGCUGUCCUGGCUGCAGAGCAUGAGCACAGCCAUCACCGAGUCCCAGAGCAUCCGCACCAAGGCGCAGAGCCUGCCCCUGCCCUCCCUCGCCGGGCCCGACAUCAGCCUCAGCAAGAAGGACAAGGAAAAGAGAUUCAGCUUCUUCCCCAAAAAGAAGUAGCAGUGGGCGGCCCUGCGGGUGGGGGCACGCAGGGACCAGGGCCGCUCCCCCGUCCUCCUCCCGCCUACACCUGCCCUGCUCACCACCCUCGGGGCCCUGCUGCCCUACACGCUGCCGCCAGCACGCUCGCCCUCGCCCCGACCCCGCCCCAGCUGGCAGGCUCUCCUUGCCCCCCAAAAGCUGGAGCAGGCUAUGGGCCCCUAGAGCUGCCCACUCCCACAGCAAGCCUUGCUGGGGGUUACCGCCCACCUGGCCACAGCCAAGGAAAGGGUAAGGGAAGAGGGACUUGGGCCAGCUGACCCAUCCCCUAAGGGCAAGGUGCUGUUAGAGACUGAGGGAACAGGCCUCCCUCCUCAGGCCUGCACUCCCCCGCUGCCUCUCUCCUCACCAGGAGGGCAGAGCCCCCAUCCCUGCUUAGUGGGUCCUGGCAGAGUAGCCUCCUGCUGCCCCAGCCUGGUGUAAGGAGGAAGGACCAGCAGCUCUCACACCAUUCCUCCAAAAGCCCUGGUUGGAGCAUGGGACUCAGGGCUCAGAGGGAAGGAGGGACAGACAGGUCCUGACAAUGCUGAAGGCUCUGCCCCUGUGCUGAGCUCUCCGGCCAUGCCCAGUAGCAACCAAACCAGCCGUAGUCAGCAGAUGCAGGGCCCCCAGGAGCAGUGUAGGCCCCUGAUGCAACAUGGGUACCCCAGCGCUGGAGUAAAGCAUCCCAGAGCCAAUGCCUGCUGUGUCCUGCCUGUCUGCAGCCGCUCCCACCUAGGGGUACUAACUGGGCAGAGAGCAGAGUUACCACCUGGCGUGACACAUGCAGCCACACCUAGGUAUCGCCAUCAUGACACAUCUACCCCUGGACAGCUGGGAUUGAUGCUGGGGCCAGAGCCACGAGGGUGUAACCCUUCUUGAUCAGCUCCUGAAGGCCUGGCCUGGGUCCUGGGGGUCACAUACAGAGGUCACCAAACAUCUACCACCCUCGAGAACCAAAAGGGAUGCUUCAGUCUGUCCCCAGGGAGAGAUGUACCCAAGCUUCUGGAAAGGCGGGCCACUGGGCCCCUUAGUGCUGACCAGGGGUCCAUGAGGACUUUCCCCACCACUGUACUCUGAAAGCAAUAUAGCUUCAGUGAUCUUCACUGGGCCAUAGCCAAGAGGGGCCAUGUUGGGGGCAGCAGGUGUGUUCUCUGAGGGAGGCCAUAGGGUCCCUAGGGCCCACAGCCACUAUUUCUGUGGCCUUCCCCAUGGGAAGGAGUCUUGGCUGUGUGGAGACGAAUCUGGUGAGGCUCAAGAAGCCACAGGGGGAGGCACCCGGAGUUAUAGGCCUCCCAGGAUCCCUAACCACUGUCAAGUGACACCAGCUCCAGCAACAGGAAGCACAGGAGGGAAGGUGGCUAGUCGGGCCUGACAUCCCCAGAUCAGGUGUUUUACCUCCAUACCAGGGUCUUCAUUUGGCCUUGACUCUAGGACCCUGUAGCCCUCUCCUUCUACAGGGAACCCAGUUUGUAUCAUUCACCAGCCUUUCUCCAGCCAGGGAAACCAAGACAAAAGGCAGGUAGGUGACUGCACUCACCUGUGCAUUCAAGAGCAUGUCCACCUCUAGGGCAGACCGCAGGCUGCUUGCUGAAGGGUGGAAGGUCCCAAGCAGCUCUCGGCUGUUCCCUUGGGCCAGUCUUUAGGGAGCCAAGUUACGAGGGCCCACCCUCUCCCCUCCACGGGGCCCAGUAGCACCUAAAGUGAGGCACUUCCAGCAGGUGACUCCACAGAGCCUAGAAAUUGGGCUCCAAUGGAAGAGCUAGGAUUUCACCACCCCAAGUCCCCCAGAUUGGGCAAGGGCAGCCAGCUGCAUGUGACCCAUCAUCUCCCGCCGAGCGCCCCACGCAUCCACCCACGUCACCCAGGCCCCAAGACACUCAACCAACUGGACUGACACUGCAGGCGCCCACCUUCAGGAGACCCUGUGCCACUCUAGGGCUAGGCUCUCCUGGUGCCCUGGCACGGUAUCUCUUCCUUCCUUCCCUCCCUCCCUCCCUCCCUCCCUCCCUCCUUCCUUCCUUCCUUCCCUCCUUCCUUCCUUCCUCCCCCCCCCUACAUUUUCUACUUUGCAGUCUUUUCCUUACAGUAUUCCUAAACUAGGUUGGCACAGCUCCAGUCCACACCAGCACAACUGGCUUCCUCCUGGGAGCAGUCUAGAGGAAGCUCUUCCAGGCGUGGUCGGGCAGUCCUGCUCCCCUCUCUCCUUCCCUUUGUCUGACUCUGGCUGAGGGCAGAACUGGAGGCACCUGGGGCUCCCAGCCCCACCUACCUCCACUAGUAGUAACAAACAGGAGGCCUGCAUUGGGCUCAGCUGCCCCUCUGCUCCACUCCAGUCUAUGAGCGCAGCCAGGUCCUCUCGGCUGAUCCUGGGUCCCCUUCCUCUGUCAGUGGGAGGAGGCAGAGAUUCAGAGGAGGAUGCGGCCAGCAGGCCACAUAGCUUGGUCCCUUGGUCAAGCAAGCUCAGGGAGCACACAAAAGAAGUGACCACCAAGGAAUGCAAUCCUGUUGCACAGACCAUGUUCAUCUGGGCUGGCCCUGGGGCCGGCUGGGCCUUGUCCUCCACCUGCUCAAAUGUGCUUCCACCAACCAGAGGACACUCAUUUACUAGUUUUUCUAAUAAAUCAAUAAUGCUCUA
Heterocephalus glaber (naked mole-rat) is the source of this 10064-nucleotide messenger RNA. The record is from RefSeq and is a predicted model, not a curated record. Lineage: Eukaryota; Metazoa; Chordata; Mammalia; Rodentia; Bathyergidae.